Molecule: messenger RNA, 930 nt
Organism: Coregonus sp. 'balchen'
Lineage: Eukaryota; Metazoa; Chordata; Actinopteri; Salmoniformes; Salmonidae
Source: the annotation of a GenBank genome assembly
AUGGCUGUAGUAUCUGCGACCUCUAACGGUGCAGAUGAAAACUCCUUUGCGGUAAAAGAGGAUAAAAAAGGAUGGUUAUCCAAGCGCACACAUUUUACGCACCGGUGGAAACCUGCAUGGUUUCAGUUGAAAGAAACUAAACUGUUGUAUGGUGAAAAUGAAGAGGUAAGAAGACAACAGGUCAUUUCCUGUGCAACAUGUCAAGCUAAGACUAAAUAGUUUUUUAGAAUGUAUAAUUUUUGCCCGAUGAUUAUGGUACAGUCAGUGUGACAAAAUAGCUAUGCGACCAAGCGUUACAUUGGAACUUUCAGCACUGUCAGUGAAACAUGUUUCCCUACUUGCUACGUUGUUGUCCUGUUACCAUAGCAGCGUGCCUUUUACUGCUACUGUAGCAAGGUGGCAAGGUCUCCCUCAGCUAGGUGUUUUGAACAUUGUCUCAGAAUACAAUGUCAAUAAUAUAGUAGGCUAUUGUUAUUUAGUCUACAUGUAUCCUUGGCAUGUAGAGACAGUGCUUUGCAUUCAUUGCAUUUUAUUACAAGGCAGCAAAAUAUAGGCCUAGGUCAUCUAUGCGUCCCAAAUUGCUCCCAAAGUGCACUACUUCUGACCAGGGACCAUAGGGCUCUCGUCAAAAGUAGUGCACUAUAUAGGGAAUAGGGUGCAAAUUGGGGUGCACAGCAUAUCUGCCAUCUAAAACAACAUCACUUCUUCAUCUAGAAGCUUCUGAAGACCAUCAACCUGGUUGGGGCGGUGGUAGAGGCUGUUGAAGGAGGAGAUGGAUCAUUCGAAUGGACUAUUACGCCUAAGGACAGGAAACGGACCUUCUUCCUCCGGGCUGGCACCACAUCAGAACAGCAGGGAUGGAUGGAGGCUAUAUGUGAAGCACAGCUGAGCUCCAGGGACCAUGCUACUAAUGCUUGUGUUGUGCAAUAG